Adelges cooleyi (spruce gall adelgid) is the source of this 2126-nucleotide messenger RNA. RefSeq names its product kelch-like protein 2. The record is from RefSeq and is a predicted model, not a curated record. The transcript has 6 exons. NCBI's taxonomy places the organism in Eukaryota, Metazoa, Arthropoda, Insecta, Hemiptera, Adelgidae. Gene Ontology annotation, molecular function: protein binding. The coding region runs from base 652 to 1347 and encodes 231 amino acids.
UAUAUUUUAGUUACUUUUAUUCUGAUAGAAUUGGCAGACUGAUAGAAUGUGAUUUUGUAUUUUGGUGUUUCUGGGUUGGUCACGCUGAUAAAAUAAAAAUUGUGUUAUCUCUUGGAAGAACUCUUAUCAUUUUUUGGAAGAACUGCCCCAAACACCUUUUAUUAUAUGGAAAACAUGCAUUAUGCGCGUUCCAUGUAAUCAGUUCAGUGGUAGCGCGUUGUCGUGUAGUUUGCACUAAAACCGCAAUUAUUGUCAAGCAAAAGUCGAUUUGUUGUUAAAAAUUAAGAUUUAUUUUUGUAUUCUCUUAUUUGUGUGAAUUAUAACUAGUUAAAUUCGAUUUAGCGCCAUAGGUGCAGGUAUUUUUUGCCAUUAUUUUUACUACCGGUCCGAUUGGUGAAAAUCUCUGAAUUUUAAUCAUAAUAACUCGGUCGAAUUCUGUGAUAAACACCUAACAUAGUGCGUUUGUUACAAUUUGUGUUACAAUUGAGUUUUGUCUUGCCUGUUAAUAAUUUAUUAUAAGUUUUUAGUAACGGCCUUGGACAGCGGUUUACGGAUCUACGUUGUGUUAGUUAAUCUUACAAUUAGUAAACAAUCAAACACAGAAAAGGUUCACUUGUAAUCUAUACUGUAAUAGGUACAAGCAAAACUAUUAUGGAAGUUAUUAUGCAAGAACGCUUAAAAAAAAUUUACCAAUUUUAUGAGGACAAAGAAUUUUGUGAUGUUACCAUAGUUACUGAUGAAGGCUUAAUAAUAGAAGCACACAGAAAUAUAUUGGCUUCUGCGAGUCAUGUAUUUUAUAAGAUGUUCAGUGGACAGUUUAGAGAAAGAAACGAAAAUGAGAUUCUUAUAAAAGAAGUAGAUUCUGAAAUUUUAGAAUUGGUGGUCAAAUUUGCUUAUACUCGUAAGCUGGAUAUUAAAGAAAACAAUUGCGUGAAACUGUUGAUGGCUGCUGACAUGUAUGGUCUAGAAUAUAUAAAAGAGUUUUGUUUUAUAUACAUUAAAGAAAACAUGAGUCCUACAAAUUGUAUUAGUUUCAUGAAACAUUCCAAACUAAUAUCAGACGAAAAAAUUUACAAUUUUUGUUUGUCAUACUUUUUAAACCAUUUCACUACAAUUGUAAAUUCGCAUCAAGCAUUAGAAACGCUUUAUGACUUUGAUUUUGAUGAUGUUGUCGAGUUUAUUGCACGUGAUGAUUUAGUAAUUGAUAAUGAGGAAAAAAUAUUUGAUUUUAUCACUGGUUGGAUACGCUAUAACCCAGUUGAACGUAAUGACUUGUUACCGGUUCUUAUGAAAUAUUUACGUUUGCCUUUGAUUUGCAGAGAAGGAUUACAACGGAUUUAUAAUUAAUUUUAUUAAGUAUACAACAGAUUUUUUUACUAAUAAAUAUUAUAAAAUGCAGGUAUUGUUAUCGCAAAAAACGACACACUCGUGUUUGUGAAUAAUAGAGGUCAACUUCAUUGUGAAAGAUAUGACAGAGAAAAAAAUCAAUGGCAAUUGGUUGAAAGAGCAGGAAAGUACUUAUCAGACCUAACAAGUCAUUUGGUUACUUUUAAUUAUAUUACUCUUAAAUCCUAUGGUAUUCAAUUAUAAUACUACUUUUUUUCAAUAAUACCUUUUAGUGAAUUCAAUUUAGUCUUGAAAUUAUUUACACAUUUUGUCGUUGACGAUUUAUUCGUUUUAGUUAAUAACUUCAUUGUAAACUAUAUUACACUAAGAAAACUAUGACAUCUGGUUGUCAGGGCAGAAGAGAUAUCAAAUGUUUUUGUUACAAUAUUGCUUUUAACGAUGUUACUCUGAAAUCAUAUUAUGGUAUUCACUUAUAAUAUUACUUUUUAUUAAUUAAAUCCUAUGAGUAAAAAUUGGUUUUAAGAUUAUUUAUUUUUUUGGUCCUUUAUUUCGAUUACAAACGAUUACAAUAUUUAUGUAACGUUAGAGGUUGCAAUAUCCUGGAACAGUCGGAGGGGAAUCCCUUGGUUAGCCGCUGCUGUGUAAUACCUCUAAUUUAUUAUUAAGUUUUAAUUAUAAAUUAACUAGAAGGUACAAAAUAAAGUUAUGAAAAAUCUUAUUAUAGUAAUUACGAUUUGUGUAAAUAUGGCCUAUAAUUAAAUUGUAUCCGUCGACAAAAA